GUCCUAUUUCAGCUCCCCACAACACACCUCACAUGCCUGGUUUGCUUUUCAGAGCUCAGCUGAACUCUUCAACAUCCGUGACGUAAUAUAUUUCACAAGGUAGGAUCGGGGAAAGAGUUGCACCUGCUCCUGGGGGGAGAAGCACGCCGCAAGAUAAGAACAAUAAUAGUGCAAUACCAUCGCAACCGUCUCUUCGCAAUUUUGCAUCCACAAUGUAUAAACCACUAUCCUGUGGUAAGAUGUCUAAAACAGACGACUUGAUCAACUGUCAAGUGGUACACAGCGAGAUCGUCACUCUCAUCGCUCUGCAGUAUGCGAACAUUCUGGUGAACUCCCAUCCUCAAAUAGCACAAGGGGUCCAGAAUCACAGCUACUUUCGCACCAAUCCCACGUCCAGAAUUUACUACAGUUUACUAUAUAUCCAAGGCGUGUGCGGAACACCAGAAGAGAGAAACUGUGUGAGCAGAAUAGUCAACAAGGCCCACCGCGGAGUGAGAGGACGAAACUACAAUGCAAUGGAGCCCAAGCAGCAGCUCUGGGUUGCUAGUUGCUUUUUCAUCGCAACAUUGACCGUGCAGGAGACCUUCUUCGGGCUGCUGGAUGAGCAGUCGACAGAGGCCCUCUACCAAGAUGCAUCCCGAUUUGGCACAUCCCUGCAGAUGCCUCUGGAAAUGUGGCCAGAAAGCAUCCACAAAUUCUGGGAGUAUUGGAACCAUGAGAUUCGCCAUUUUGAAGCGACGCCUGCAGUAUUCAGCGUGGCUCGUGAUGUUCUCUAUCCUCACAACCUACCCUUCUGGAUAUGGGUUGCCUCGCCUAUUCUGCGCAUCUUUACGAUCCAUUGGCUCCCCGAGGCGUAUCGAGCGCGGUACGGGCUUCGUACUACAUGGGUUACAUCUUUGGUCUAUGGUACCUGUGUGUUUAUCUUGCGGUGGGUAUAUCCACUGCUGCCGGAGUUCUUGAGGCAUUGUCAUGUUUACUAUUUGAAGAGAGAGUUACGGAGAUAUGUAAAAUAGAAUUUCAUUCCUCCCCUGUCUGGUCUCUGCGUUGAUGGGUUCAUGUCCGCGAGAGUGUCACUUAUUUCUGUAUUUGAGAAUGCAAGGAUACUUUCC
Aspergillus pseudonomiae is the source of this 1109-nucleotide messenger RNA. RefSeq names its product oxygenase MpaB family protein. The transcript has a single exon. The coding region runs from base 213 to 1013 and encodes 266 amino acids. Lineage: Eukaryota; Fungi; Ascomycota; Eurotiomycetes; Eurotiales; Aspergillaceae. The record is from RefSeq and is a predicted model, not a curated record. Gene Ontology annotation, molecular function: oxidoreductase activity.